This is a messenger RNA of Necator americanus (New World hookworm), 1668 nucleotides long. RefSeq lists its product as uncharacterized. The transcript has 17 exons. Bases 1 to 1668 code for a protein of 555 amino acids. The record is from RefSeq and is a predicted model, not a curated record. Lineage: Eukaryota; Metazoa; Nematoda; Chromadorea; Rhabditida; Ancylostomatidae.
AUGGAUACGCUUGUUCUGACUCUUCUUCUUGCAUGUCUACAACUCCAGAAUAAUGCAGUUACAUCAGCUACAGAUUUCAAUUGCCAAAAUUCAUUGAUUUCUGAGAGCUGGAGGGAGGUAGUUUUGAAAACCAUCAAUGAUUUGCGGCGAACAGUAUCGAAAGGAGAACAAAAAGGUCAAGGAAAUGCGGAUUUGCCGAAAGCUAAGGAAAUGAACGAACUGAAUUGGGAUUGCAAUAUAGAAGCAGCAGCUCAGACCGCUGCUGCGGAGUGUCCUGCUAAUCCUCAACUACCCACAUACACUGCUGCAGGAGCUGCCACCUAUAAAAUCGGAUCUCUGAAAGCAACAGCUACUGUGAAAGCCAGUUGCGAUGCCACAUCAACAACAAAAGAUCUUCUGAAUACAGCGUGGAAAGCUGCAGUUGAGAAGCAGGCAGAUGAGAAGGCAGUUGCAGACAACACAGCGUUCAGUCUGAUUGCUCGCGACAAAGCUGAUGCAUUCGCAUGCACAUAUCAAGUCUGCAAGUCAGAAUUCUACUUGCUCUGUUUCUUCAACCAAGAAGCUCCAGCACCAGGUGCUGACGUGUACACCAAAGAAGCUGCUGACUACUGCACUGGGCAGAACUGCAAAUGUGUGAACGCACUUUGUCAAACAACUUUACAGCCAGCAAUUUUCACAAGCACAAUCUGUAGUACGUGCGAUGGAGAGUUCUCAGACAAUGUUAGGCUUACUGCAUUAGACAAGCACAACUACUACAGGCGUCUUCUCGCUACAGGAUGGGCGAAAUAUGGCACAAACUAUGCGAAACCAGCUACAAAAAUGAUUGAAUUGCAAUACGAAAAGACGCUUGAGGAUGACGCGAAACAAAAAAUUGCAAACUGCCCCGACGGAUUAGCUGCUGCAGAUCAAGAAAACCUUUGGAUGAAAGAUGGCACCGGAUUCGACACACCAUUUGAAGACGCUAUGAAAAUGGCUGUGGAUGAAUGGUGGGCACCUUUUGAGAGCACAGGCUUCGGAGACGACCUCAAGAACACAGCAGCCCUCAAGACCGCCGCGUACAUAUCAUAUGAUGAAGCCACCAAGAUUGGUUGUGCUGUGGAGUCCUGUGUGAAAAAAGGUCGCCUAUAUAUCCUCUGCAAAUAUGACUCGGCACCAGCUAUAAAUGUUGUUAUCUACGCAUCUGGCAAUACCUGUUCAAAAUGCAGUGCUACCGCGAGCACUAAGAAGUGUUCUACACUCGGCGGAUUUAUUUUUUGUCGUACCGAAGGAAAAUUCUACAUUACACUGCUUGGACGGACAUCGGAUGGAUAUCGACGAAAAGGUACCAAAGGAACGCUUCAAACAGCGCUCGGACAAAGUGAACGGCGUCCUCCACGAGCAAGGGAGAAACCGUGCAAAGUGAUGUCGACUAAUCCGUCAAAUGCUGUGGAGGAAUGGUGGGCAAAUUUUGAGAGCAACAAUGGAUUCGGAGACAACCUCAAAUACAGUGCAGCAAUUAAAAAUGGUGAUCUUAAAUACGCCGUAAAUAUAGCACAUGACCGAGCGACUGAAAUUGGUUGUGCUGUAGAAUCGUGCGCAAAACGUGGUCGGCUACAUAUUUUCCGCGCAUACCGACAAGCAACUCUUCUUUUUGGUUUGGUUAUCCGUAAGAAAGCUGUAGCAUCAUGA